Hibiscus syriacus is the source of this 1153-nucleotide messenger RNA. Its product is annotated as proliferating cell nuclear antigen-like. The transcript has 4 exons. Gene Ontology annotation, molecular function: DNA binding; DNA polymerase processivity factor activity. The record is from RefSeq and is a predicted model, not a curated record. Gene Ontology annotation, cellular component: PCNA complex. Gene Ontology annotation, biological process: mismatch repair; regulation of DNA replication; translesion synthesis. The coding region runs from base 159 to 959 and encodes 266 amino acids. Lineage: Eukaryota; Viridiplantae; Streptophyta; Magnoliopsida; Malvales; Malvaceae.
GAAGAUUUCAUUGGCGGGAACCAAACACCUCCAAGCCCUUCCAAGUGAACCUCGCGAUUCAAAAUUUCUUUCCCUUUUAUAUAACCCUAACCCCAGAAUUCAGAAUCUACCUCCCAAAAAAAGCAAUUGAAGGAGAAGAGAGAAAAAAAACCCUAAAAAUGCUUGAGCUUAGGCUUGUUCAAGGUUCGCUUCUGAAGAAAGUACUGGAAGCGAUUAAGGACUUGGUCAACGAUGCGAACUUUGACUGUUCGGCGACGGGAUUCUCGUUGCAAGCCAUGGAUUCAAGUCACGUAGCAUUGGUAUCUUUGUCGUUGAGAUCGGAAGGUUUCGAGCACUAUCGCUGCGAUAGGAACAUUUCCAUGGGGAUGAAUCUCAAUAACAUGUCCAAGAUGCUAAAAUGCGCCGGGAAUGAUGAUAUCAUCACAAUCAAGGGUGAUGAUGGCAGUGACACCGUUACUUUCAUGUUCGAGAGCCCCACACAAGACAAGAUAUCGGAUUUUGAGAUGAAGCUGAUGGAUAUUGAUAGCGAGCACCUUGGAAUUCCAGAAGCGGAAUACCAAUCAAUCGUUAGGAUGCCUUCGGCUGAGUUUGCAAGGAUUUGUAAAGAUCUUGCUAGCAUUGGUGAUACUGUUGUUAUCUCUGUAACUAAGGAAGGUGUGAAAUUUUCCACAAGAGGUGAUAUUGGAACUGCAAACAUUGUUCUUAGGCAAAAUACCACCGUGGAUAAACCAGAAGAAGCAACAAUCAUAGAGAUGAACGAGCCAGUUUCAUUGACAUUUGCAUUGAGGUACAUGAACUCGUUUACAAAGGCUACUCCGUUGUCAAGUACAGUGACGAUCAGCUUAUCCUCGGAAUUGCCUGUUGUGGUUGAGUACAAGAUAGCUGAGAUGGGUUAUGUUAGGUUUUACUUGGCACCCAAGAUUGAAGAGGAUGAAGAUGAGAUUAAACCACAAGUUUAACUUGAUUUUGUAGUAUGAAUUUGAUGUUUGUGCCAUUAAUGCUUCCAUCGGAGUUUUAUUUUGGGUUUCAACUUGAUAGCUAAACAUCGCGUAGUUUAGUAUUUGAUGGAUUAUAAGUAUUUGUUGCAUUAUUUCUUCUUAUUUUGUCUUAAUUUCUUUGCAACUUUGUAGGUUCUCGUUAAUCAUGUUGAGAA